This is a messenger RNA of Caenorhabditis sp. 36 PRJEB53466, 486 nucleotides long. The record is from the annotation of a GenBank genome assembly. NCBI's taxonomy places the organism in Eukaryota, Metazoa, Nematoda, Chromadorea, Rhabditida, Rhabditidae.
AUGGCCUUGUCGUUCUACGCACUUCUCGAGGCCGCCCUUCUCGUUCUCAACGGCAUCGCCAUCCUCCAUCGCGAGCGAUUCUUGAAAAAAGUGAGCAAAAAUGUCGGCGCCCCCAAAAGAAUCGAUAACUGUUUGCAGUACGGACUCGGGCAGCCCAGCCAUUCGUUCGACGGAAGCCACUCGGUCAAGGACCAGCUCGUCUCGCUCAUUUUCGCCGUUCAGACGGUGAUGCGAAGUAAGGGCGCUCCAUUGAGAAGCGAAAGCGAAUUAUUGAUUUCCUUCAAAGCCGUGUUCACACUUAUGAUGAUGGUGUUCAUGGAGAUUAGGUGGACAUUCGGUCAUUUUAGGAUUUUGUGGCUUCCGUUCUUGAGUUUUUAAACUUGAAAAAAACCCUCCACUCUGCUCUCCACUCAAUUUUCUCUAUUUUCAGUGCCCCUGAUCGCCAUCAACAUUGUGGUGAUCGUGUUCAAGCUCAUCCUCGGAUAA